CCGGCGGCCAAUGGCCAAGGGGCGGCCCCGCCCAGUGCCCCGACCCGGCCCGGUCGCCAGCGGCAGCGGAGCCGGGUGGUUGAAGAGAAGAUGGGACGGUGGCAGGACAUGGAUCUGGAGGAGCUGGAGGAGCAAUACUCGCCCAGCCGCUGGUCCCGCCGUAUGGACAGCGAGAGCGUCAUCCAGGCCCACAUCGAUGUGAUGACCGCAGGAACGCAGAAGGCCCAGGCUGCUGCACAGACCUCGCUGCACGUCCCCUAUGGAGAUGGGGAUGGGGAGAAGCUCGAUAUUUAUUUUCCUGCGGACUCUAAUGAAACUUUCCCGGUCUUUGUCUACAUCCAUGGUGGAUACUGGCAGUGCUUGAGUAAGGACGCGUCGGGUUUCGCAGCCCCUGCGCUGCUGUCACAGGGCAUUGCAGUGGUGGCCAUGGGUUACGACAUUGCUCCCAAAGGUCACAUGGAUGCAAUGGUGCUCCAGGUGCGACGCAGCCUUGCCUUCCUGGUGAAGCAAUACCACAGGAUCAGGGGUAUUUACUUGUGUGGGCACUCAGCAGGGGCUCACCUGGCAGCCAUGGUCUUGUCCACAGACUGGACAGAAUUUGGAGUGGUUCCAGAUAUCAGAGGAGCUGUUCUGGUGAGCGGUGUGUAUGACCUGGAGCCCCUUCUGCACACCUACGUGAAUGAUGCACUGAACAUGAGCCUGGAAGUGGCCCAGAGGAACAGCCCCAUCCUGUGUGUCACACAAGCAGUGCCUGUGGCUGCAUCCUGUGAGGUGCUUGUGGCUGUGGCCCAGCAUGACUCCCCGGAGUUCCGCAGGCAGUCACAGGAGUACAGCCAGCUGGGGUUCCCCCUGCCAGCACUGAUCUGUCCACAGGCUCUGCGCUUAGCUGGUUGGUCUGUCUCUUUGUUGGAUCUUGCCAGCGUGGAUCACUUUGACAUCAUUGAGAAGUUGUCAGAGGAAACUUAUGUCCUCACUCAGGUGAUUCUGAACAUGAUUGCGAGAGCUUGAUGACAUGUUGGAACAAACUGGAGAUGGAAACCUCAGCCCUGUGCAGUGACAGACAGCCUUCAUGCACUCUGCCCUGUGCUUGUCCUUGUUUUCUCUUUCCAGCCCAUUGGGGCCCCUGUGGCACACGGCAGUUGCUGCUCCAAGAUACCAUUUUUGGUUCUGUAAGGGGCAGAUGAGCCUCCACUGCUCCUCCCAGCCUGCCAGCAGCAUGCCCUCACAGCAGGAGAGCUCCAGUUAGCACAGGCUAGUGUCAGUGAUGAUAUUCCUUCAUUGAGGUGUUCCUGUGCUUCGUGGAUGUUCUCUGAGCUGGGCCAUCUGUGGUGAGCAGAGCUGACUGCCUGCUGUGGGUCUGUCUGCUGACUGGAUGUUGAAGUUUGUUCCUUGAAGCUGCUAAUUGCCAAUACAAAAUAAAAUAGGAAUAAGUGC
Messenger RNA from Tympanuchus pallidicinctus (lesser prairie-chicken), 1434 nucleotides. It is a transcript of the gene AFMID, whose product is annotated as arylformamidase. The record is from RefSeq and is a predicted model, not a curated record. Gene Ontology annotation, molecular function: arylformamidase activity. Lineage: Eukaryota; Metazoa; Chordata; Aves; Galliformes; Phasianidae. Bases 91 to 1008 code for a protein of 305 amino acids. The transcript is spliced from 11 exons.